UCGCAGACCUUACAGUACACCCACUCGCAACCCCGUGGAGCACGGCGGCCGUCACUAUAAAAAUCUGCACCCGAAGCUCGCGACUCGAACUCUUCCGAUCGCACGGUCAGUCGGCGCUCGUGGUUGUUACCAACGCAGAAGACAAUAAUAAUAUACAGCCUACGGCUAUCAAAACAAUACGCUAAAAAAUAUACACACGAUACACAAUAUCCAAACGUUUCGGUUUUCUUCUUCGGUUGUUGCUGCACAAAGACGAUGGCAAGUAAACUGUCCGUGUUGUUUCUCGUCGGAUUCGUGGCCGCUGUGGUCGUCGCACCGUAUAUGAUGGCCGAGGCGAGAUACCUACCCACCAGAGGAAACGACGACCGGUUGACCAGAUUGAAAGAACUGCUGACGGAUUUAUUGGACUCAGGCGCCCAACCCAACUUGGAGAUGGAAAGACCAUACGUGGACGUGAAUGGUGAUUUUAGCAGACUAAGACCCAGAGAAUACAACAUACCUGAAAAGUCAAUAAUGGAACUAUUCAACCCGACAGCGCCACACCAUCAGAGGCCUAGGUCUUAAAGAUGCGAAACUAAUUUUUAAUUUAAAAAUAUACAUAUAUACAAUAUACAUAUACAAACUGUCUUAAGUCCGUUUGUUUUUUUCCAUUUAAGUUAUUUUAUCGCUUUUCAAAGCCAAAUAAAUAUUAUUAUACUUAUACCUUUAAUAUUUUUCGUCACAAAAUAAAAUGUAGUCUGUAGGUAUUACUGCGUGAACAAUCUAUUUUCCUCUUAAAAAUGUAUUAACUAAAACUGUAAGUUUGAAUGAUAUAUCUUAUGUUUGAAAUUUGAAUUGUUCCACAUGUUAAUGGAAAAUAAAUAAACGUUCGC
This is a messenger RNA of Myzus persicae (green peach aphid), 872 nucleotides long. RefSeq lists its product as uncharacterized. NCBI's taxonomy places the organism in Eukaryota, Metazoa, Arthropoda, Insecta, Hemiptera, Aphididae. The record is from RefSeq and is a predicted model, not a curated record. The coding region runs from base 256 to 564 and encodes 102 amino acids. The transcript is spliced from 3 exons.